AUGUGCUGGCGCCGGUAAACAUACUCAGCUUGCGAACGCGCAAACUGUCAGUGUUCUCUGUCCACUCUGGGCUGUUAGCGUGUGCGAAUGUGUCAUGUGGAAAUAAAAACGUGUAUAUGUGGUGCGUGUAAAUUAUUUGGUGGGGUUUUAGUAAUUUUAGAUAAUAGAAGCAUUUUUUUAAAUUUACAAUAAAACUUUUUUGUAAUAUAGUUAUUUUUGAAGGAAACUGUGAUAUAAUUGUAGAAAAUGGACGAUAAUACAGAAGCUCAAGCGCAGGCGCACAAUCUGCUGGGGCAGAAAUCUCCGAAACAACCAAAGGUUGUGGAUAACGCAUUGACUAGGACUUUGCGGUCAUGGUGCUUCAUCCCUCAACGAUACAUACUCGGGGUGAUGGGGCUUCUCGGAGUCUGCAACGCCUACACUAUGAGGGUGUGCUUGAACUUGGCUAUCACUCAGAUGGUGAUCCCAAUCCACAGCAACGAUUCAGACUCUUCUCAUAAUAACACUGAACUUAUAUGCGAAAGCGACCCGAUUCCUGCCAACACUACUGUCACUAUUAGUCCAUACGCAACACAAACCUGGGACCAGGCCACUCAGGGGCUAAUCCUCAGUGGUUUCUACUACGGCUAUGCAGCCACUCAAGUCCCCGGAGGCUACCUGGCCGAGAAGUGGGGCGGCAAGUGGACCUUGGGCGUGGGUCUACUGAGCACAGCUCUGUUCACAUUCCUUACUCCGUGGGUCAUCCGUCUGGGUAACGGAGGCUGGGGUGGGCUGUUCGCUCUUCGUGUUCUUCAAGGAAUGGGAGAGGGUCCCACGAUGCCAGCUCUCAUGAUAAUGCUGGCCAGAUGGGUGCCACCACACGAGCGCUCGUUCCAAGGCGCCCUCGUCUUCGGCGGUGCCCAGAUUGGCAACAUCUUCGGCUCAUUUAUGUCCGGCAUUCUAUUGUCUGACGGCCAAGACUGGGCCAACGUCUUCUAUUUCUUCGGCGGCUUUGGUCUGCUAUGGUUUGCUUUGUGGAGUUUAUUCUGCUAUAGCACACCGAACACACAUCCCUUUAUCUCAAAGAAGGAGCUCAGCUACCUGAACGCCAACGUGACAACGGCCGACCACAAGGCCGCCAAGGACCCGGUGCCAUGGAAGGCUAUAUUGAGAUCGUGGCCCGUGUGGGCGUUAGUUUGUGCCGCUGUGGGCCACGACUGGGGCUACUACACUAUGGUCUCAGACUUACCAAAGUACUCUCACGACGUCCUCAAAUACAACAUCGCGACCACCGGUUGGCUAACCGCCCUGCCCUACGCCGCUAUGUGGAUCAGCUCCUUUAUCUUCGGAUUUGUGUGUGACCUGUGCAUUAAAAAGGGAUGGCAUACGAUCAAAACUGGAAGGAUCAUCCAUACCACUAUAGCUGCAACGGGCCCUGCGAUAUGCAUCGUUCUCGCAUCGUACGCAGGCUGUGACCGGGAUCUGGCCAUGGCGUAUUUUGUUCUCUCCAUGGCUCUGAUGGGAGGAUUCUACAGCGGAAUGAAGGUGAACGCGCUAGACUUGGCGCCGAACUAUGCUGGCACGCUGACGUCUCUGGUCAACACCACGUCCACCUUCGCCGGGAUCGCCACUCCCUUCCUAAUCGGACUGUUAACCCCUAAUUCAACUCUAAGCGAGUGGCGCGUCGCCUUCUGGGUGUGCUUCGCCGUGCUAGUCGGCACCAACGUAGUGUACUGCAUAUGGGCGGACGGCAAGCAGCAAUGGUGGGAUGACGUGCGGCAGUUCGGGUACCCGCCGAACUGGAACCACGGCCCGCUUGUCAGAGACACCGUGCCUGAUCAGGAAGCCGUUAUGACGAAAAUGACCAGCAAGAGUGGCGACGAUGAAGUUUAUUAAACGUUUACUCGUUUGUGGAAAAAUUUAACAUCAUUAUAAUUUACUUUAUGAGAUCUGUCUUCAAUAUGGCGAAUGGGAAUACCCUUUGUUGUGGGCCUUAUUGAGUUCAGAGUAGGUAUAAUAGACAUUUUAAAAAGGUGUAUAGCAUAAUAUCUACUCCUGAGUCUUGUUUUUUACGAGUCUCUUUAUCUAUAUGAAGAUGUUUGUUGACAAAUUUAAACUUUCGUGAGACAUACUAACAUUAAAAUUAGUGUUAGUGCUUGAGAAAGGAGACCUAAACUCUCCGAAACAUGUCGCGCGAGUGACUAAAAAUACGUGAGUGUAAUCCGUAGAAUUAUUUUAAUGUUUGUUGUCGUCUAGUACCUGCUAUACAAAAUGUAUGUAGUAAAAUUUAAGUAUACUGUGGAAUUAUAUACUUAGGCCGAUUUACACGCAAGACUGUCAUAGAUAUUUUGUCAUCUCCCCUAAGUUAUCUAGAGCCAAAUUUACUCCUCAAGAAUUAAUACAAUCCAUAGGUACCUAUUUUGUAAGUAUUCGAUUUUUCAGGUUCAGUGUUUAUUCAUGAGCUCUAAGGUAACUCCGUUUUGAUAUCCUUAUAGUAGACCAUGGAUGCUAUGGACAAGAGCGAUCUUAAAUUAUAUAAAUAUGUAUAACUUAUUCAAAGUACUUAUUAAGUCAAGGAUUACUUUACUCUUUACUUUACGUUACUAUUUUCUAUUCUACUGACAAUAUUUUUAACAAAAAGGGUUCAAAUUGCAUAAGACCGCUGAGUACGCCAGUCGCAGUUUUAUUUCAGACUGUCUUAAAUUGCCAGCAGCGUAAUCGAAUAUUAUGUACCUAGCUAUAAAUAGUAGAAUAUAAUUAUUCUGCCGCAUGUAAACAAAGGAGAACCUUGUUUGUUGUCAAUACGCCUCUACCAUACCAUAAAAACUUAAUAAGAAAUUAACCUUAUAAACAUCAUAAUUUUUAAAUAAGAUUUUGAACUCAUAUCAUAGUAGAUAAUUGUUAAAAUACUGAAAUUGAUGUACUCGUAAUGUUGAUAUUGAUUAAGUAACUACAAAUAUUAAGUAGAUAGAUUUAUUCUAUAUCUUUGUUAUCUGUUAUAAUUAUAAAUAACAUAGUGAACUAGCCUGAAACAAAGUACAAUUCAAUUGUAACGAAUAUCGGUUAAGUUUAUAUUUAAAAUAUUGUACUAGUCAGCGUAGAGAACAAAAUUGGACAGAAAACUUCAUAUUGGAAUAAAUCAUUAGCAAAUCGUAAAUAGAAAUACCUACUUUUUAAAAUAUUUUACAUAGAACCGUUAACCUCGGUUAAUUUUUAGUGCCUAAAAUGUAGGUACCCUACUUACCUAAAAGAUGAUUUUACCUAUUAUGGAUGAAUAUGAAGCUGACGAAUGUUGACUAUACUGAAGUGAAAUUGGCAAAAUCCGAUGUUUAUGUAUGUAUGUAUCCGAUAAUUUUGUACGGAAGUACAAUUCUCUUAAAGUGAUAAAACAAUAAAUUGCACCAUCCUUUUUUGACACGUUCUGCUAAUGAAUUAUUUCCAGAUAAACAUAACUUUUGUAAAAAAAUGUUUAUAAAAUAAAAUCCCAGUUUUUACUUA
This is a messenger RNA of Cydia pomonella (codling moth), 3477 nucleotides long. Its product is annotated as putative inorganic phosphate cotransporter. Gene Ontology annotation, molecular function: transmembrane transporter activity. NCBI's taxonomy places the organism in Eukaryota, Metazoa, Arthropoda, Insecta, Lepidoptera, Tortricidae. The record is from RefSeq and is a predicted model, not a curated record. Gene Ontology annotation, biological process: transmembrane transport; monoatomic anion transport. The coding region runs from base 247 to 1875 and encodes 542 amino acids. The transcript is spliced from 9 exons.